This is a messenger RNA of Trichechus manatus latirostris (Florida manatee), 1403 nucleotides long. RefSeq names its product sphingosine-1-phosphate phosphatase 2 (gene SGPP2). Lineage: Eukaryota; Metazoa; Chordata; Mammalia; Sirenia; Trichechidae. Bases 20 to 1198 code for a protein of 392 amino acids. The record is from RefSeq and is a predicted model, not a curated record. Gene Ontology annotation, biological process: sphingosine metabolic process. The transcript has 5 exons. Gene Ontology annotation, molecular function: sphingosine-1-phosphate phosphatase activity. Gene Ontology annotation, cellular component: endoplasmic reticulum membrane.
AGAGUGGCGCGGGCUCACCAUGGCCGAGCUGUUGCGGAGUCUGCAGGAUGACCAGCUGGUGGCCCGCUUCCAGCGCCGCUGCGGGCUCUUCCCGGCGCUGGAGGAAGGCCCCCGGGAGAACAGCGUGGGCUCUGCGGAGGGCGCGGCGCGGGACCCCGGGGCCGGGCAUCUCCCCGCCGCCAAUGGCAACGGGCAGCGGAGAGCCGGGGCCCCGCAGGCUUAUAUACAGAAGUACAUUGUAAAGAAUUAUUUCUACUACUACCUAUUCAGAUUUUCAGCUGCUUUAGGUCAAGAAGUAUUCUACAUCACCUUUCUUCCGUUCACUCAAUGGAAUAUUGAUCCUUAUUUAUCCAGAAGGCUGAUCAUCAUAUGGGUUUUGGUGAUGUAUAUUGGUCAGGUGGCCAAGGAUAUCUUGAAGUGGCCCCGCCCCUCCUCGCCUCCUGUUGUGAUACUUGAAAAGAGAAUGAUUGCUGAAUAUGGGAUGCCAUCCACCCAUGCCAUGGCAGCCACUGCCAUUUCCUUCACCUUCCUGAUCUCUACCAAGGACAGAUAUGAGUAUCCUUUUAUUUUGGGACUGAUGGUGGCUGUGGUGUUUUCUACCUUGGUGUGUCUCAGCCGACUCUACACUGGAAUGCACACAGCCCUGGAUGUGCUGGGUGGUGUCCUGAUCACUGCACUCCUCAUUGCCCUCACCUAUCCUGCCUGGACCCUCAUUGACAAUCUGGACUCGGCCAGCCCCCUCUUGCCUGUGUGUGUCAUAGUCGUGCCAUUCUUCUUGUGUUACCUUUACCCCGUUUCUGACUACUAUAGCCCAACCAGAGCAGAUACUACCACCGUUCUUGCUGCUGGGGCUGGAGUGACCAUAGGAUUCUGGAUCAACCAUUUUUUCCAGCUCGUGUCCAAGCCUACUGAAUCUCUCCCUGUUAUUCGGAACAUCCCUCCGCUCACCACUGACAUGUUAGUUUUGGGUCUGACCAAAUUUGCUGUGGGAAUUGUGUUGAUCCUCUUGGUUCGUCAAUUUGUACAGAAUCUCUCACUUCAAGUAUUAUACUCAUGGUUCAGGGUGGUGAUCAGGAACAAGGAGGCCAGGAGGAGACUGGAAAUUGAAGUGCCUUACAAGUUUGUCACCUACACAUCUGUUGGCAUCUGUGCUGCAACAUUUGUGCCAAUGUUACACAGGUUUUUGGGAUUACUGUGAGCCCCCAGACAGUUGGGAAAUAGCCCAUUGAACGCAAGAGCCAAGACAUAGGAAAGUUGGAUGUUGGAUCUAUUCAUGAGCCGGGAGGAAUUGUGGCAGUUUAGGAAAAGCCACAGCCCCACUGGCUCCUGGAGGUAGAGCAGAUUUCUUUUCAGUUAUGACCUUGCCUAGCGCUGACUCUCAUCACCAAAACUGGAACUUUGGU